AUGGAGCUGGCGUUAAGAGCUAGUUGCUUCUCGACCGUCCUGCGCCAGACCAAGCGCAUCCGCUCGCUCAACAUCCAGGUUUUCUGGCUGAAGAAGCGCACCAAGGCGCUGAAGACGGCGAUGCUUCAGAUGAAGAGGGCCGCCGAGAGCGUCACCACCGCAGACGACCAGCGCUGCGCCCAGAUGCAUAUUGAGAUCAACAGGGCUGAGGACCGCCACCCGCCUCAGGUGCAGACGGAGGCGCUCGCGACGCACGAGGCGGACGGCAGCGGGCAGCAGCAGCGGGAGCGGCGCUCGGGGAGUUGCUACUUGGACAAGGUUUGCAAGAAGUCGCACACCUGCCCGUCCUGCACGAAGAUGGUCCGCGUCGGGGAUCUGCAGUACAGGGAGACGUUGAAGCACAAGGAGUGCGGCAAGAGGGACAAGGCGUUCGCGUGGAACAUGGCGCAGAAGAGCGAGGUGAACGGCCUGUGGGACAACCUCAUGCACGAGGAUCCAGAGAAGGCCCAGAAGCUCAAGAUGGAGUACACCAUGACAGGCAACUUCCGUGAGUUCGAGUCGUGCGUCCGCACGCUCGUCAGGGAGAUCGAGUACAGCGCGGAGGGCAAGGACCUCGAGCUGAACCACGACUGGUUCAUCAGGACCCUCUGCAGCGCUGGUGUGAGCCGCGACGAUGCCGAGGACUGCUGGGAGCACAAGGUUGAUGAGUUCGGCAACAGGCUGAAGGAGGUCGUCUGCCAGGGCGAGAGUUGCCUCGUCCUCAGCGGCAUGCGCAGCAAGAAGCACAAGGAGGCGCUGAAGCUGUCCGUGACAGGCUCGGGAAGGGCUCGGCCCGUCGACGCCGCCGAGGCCCAGGCGGUCUUCGCACAGCCGCUCCAGCGCUGCUCGAGGUUCGAGCGGGCUGGCUUGGAGCUGGGCUCGGCCGAGGAGCGCCGCGGCAGGUCGCGCUCGAGGCGCCGCCGUGGCGGCGGGUCGCAUCGGCGUCGCAGCAGCGGCCGCGAGCGCGCCUCGCCGCCGCCGCCGUCUCGCGCGGCGUCUCGCCGCUCGGGCCUGGGCCCGUCGGCCCCGCGGCUCGAGGCCCCGACUCCUCCGCGCGCUGGCUGCUCGCAGAACGUGAGCUCGCAGCAGUCGGAGGAGGAGGAGGAGGAGGAGCAGGAGGGGGACGCGGCUGCUGCGAGCCUCUCGGAGGACGACCGCGUGGCCGACGCCGUCUCGGCCUUCAGCGGCCGCCGCUCGGCUCGCGGCAGCCGCGCGCGGUCGACCCAGUCGCCUGCCCACGCCAUGGAGGUCGCCCACGCGGCGAAGAUCGAGAUCUGGGAGGCGAGGUUCGCCGAGCUGCCGAGCCACUUCGAGGAGACCGUGGACAUGUGGAACGCCCAGGACUGGAUCGCGGAGUACUUGGAGGAGGUCGUGCUGUCGGAGCAGGCGGACGGGGUGUGCAUCAUCGAGUGGCUGGAGACCCAGAUCGCGGAGAUUGGCAAGGAGGAGCGCGUCGCUCGUCUGAACUUGCCCGACUGCUUGUCCAGGCUCAAGAAGGCCAAGGAGAAUCUGGACAAGCUGCGUGAGCACACGCAGAAGUGGGACGAGGGCCUCGACUUCGGCCAGGAGAGGAGUGCGAUCAGUCGGCGCGUGCAGGAGUGGAGGGAGGAGGUGAGGCGCUUCCGCCGCCGCGAGACUGGCUUGCAGGCUAUCGUGGCCAAGAAGCGCCUGGAGAAGAGCGGGCUCUCGCGCGAGUGGAGGUUCGUGAGGGACAAGAUCAGGUCGUACCUGAUCGGCAAGAGGCUGCCAGACGCCGUGGCGAUGAUAUCGGCGAACACCUUGAACGACUUGGGCAUGCCAUCGAACGAGUACGGAUUGAAGAUUGAGUACAAUGUGGUUGCAGACCACCCUGCGGACAACAUCAGCGUGAACACAUUCCUGGAGCCGUUCAUCAUCAGGAAGCCGCAGGACGUGGAUAAGGCCUCCAGGGACAUCUUCCAGCAGACGUUCGCGAACAUGUACGAGGAGCAGGACAAGCCCAUGGCGGCCAAAAUGACAGAGGUGAGAGACUACAUGCGGAAGAAUGACUUGGGAUCGGCUUGGGGGACCCUGGACUACACGCCGAGUUUCUGCUUCAAGCUCGACGGCGAAGAUGGCGAUGUUUCGACUGAACCACUGGGCGGGCUCCGCAUGGCCGUAUAUGGGCGCAGCACUGGGGAGUGGAAGACUGAAAAGACCACGCUGCCAUGGUCUCAGUGCCCGAUCUUCGUCCAGCAGUUCAGUGGUCUCUCGAUGGUGGUGGUCGUAGAUCCUGAGUGGGUCUCAAAAAAUCUUGAUUUCAACGGGCUGCUGGAGAACGCCGAGUCUGGGGCGCUCUACAAGCAUCGGUCGUGCUUGCUCGAGGCGGGCAGCGCUGUGUACGUGCCGAUGGGUUACGUGCCGUUCUUGAUUCCCAUCGCGGCCAGCAUCGACUGGAAGAGCAAGAAGCCCAACCUCAAGGAGUCCAAGCGCGGCGCCGAGGUGAAGCACCUGGCCAGCUACGGCAUCAGCUACUUCUUGGAGGACCGCGUCCGCGAGAAGUCGCCUGCGGGCGCUCUCGCAGCCGCGGCCGCCGCGUGGGUCGCGGCCAAGACGACGCAGCUCCCGAAGUCGUUCAAGGCCAACUCCGACAUGGACGCCUGGUUCGACGCCUGCGGCCAGGGUGCAGCUCGCGGCCGCGUUGGCUCAAGGCUGCAGCUGCGCCCAGUUAUGCGGGCGCGCGCCGAGAUGGAGCUGGCGCCGUUCUGCCUCCAGCGCUCCCUUUGUCCGAUGUCGCUGCGGAGUCAGGCGCAGGCGGCUCUCCCCGAGCAGGCGGCCCCCGCGAUGUGGUGCGGCCCGCUCGGGCCGCGCCCGAAAGAGGCCGAGAUCCCGUGGCCCGCGCGCCUUGCGCAGAUGGCAGGCUCCGAGGCGGGCGCCGGCUCGCAUCCUCCAGCCAACCUGCCGAUCUCGCGCGCGCAGCGACGCCACCUGCAGCGCAAGAUGUGCGCCCAGCGGCGCGCGCUGGGCCUCCAGGUCGGGGCGGCGGGGCCGACGCAGGCGCAGCCCUCGCGGGGGGCGGGCCCGGAGCCUGGAGGUCUCGCAGAGCCGGGAGUCCCGGCCGAGCUGUGCGCUCGGGGUGCGGCCCACGCCCGGCUGCGCGCCUCGGUCGGGGCCGCGAGGGGCCUGCUGGAGGAGAGGCGGAGCGCGCUGGAGACCGAGAUCUGGAAUGUCAGCCAGUCUCAGGCCGAGCUGGUCUACGAGCUGCGCGCCUCCACGAGCCGGCAGGCCUGCUUGUACGAGGAGCUCCAGAGCGAGCGCGGCUGCGCCGUGUCCCAGUCCAGCGUCAUCUUCCGCGGCCUCGCUCGCACGGUGGAGGGGUCGCCGCCCGCGUCGCCGCCGGGGUCCGCGUGCACGCCCUCGACCGCGUCGUCCCAGCUAGGGCGCCUGCAGGAAUUUGUGCGCAGCCAGGCCGACGAUCUCGAGGAGCUGGCGCCUCGGUCUCUGGUCGUGGUCUACGGUCGCGGCCCGUGGUCUCUGUUCGUGGCCCGUGGACAGCCCGUUCCUUUCCCUUUCAGUCACGACGCGAACCUGCCGGCCUGGGGGACGGCUCCGCUCCCCGUGCUCCCGCCCCGUGUUAAGGGACUGGCGCGGCUGUGGCUGCGGCUCCGCUGCCCUCCUGCGAGCGGGUGGGAAGAAGCAGGGGGAGAGUCGACCAUCGUCGUCGAUCUGUACCGGCUGUCCAUGUGCGGCCUGGGGACGGCGACCCCCGCCCCCUCGGAGGCCGAGGCCGCGGGCUUCUCAGGCGCCGCGCUGGGCGGCGCGCUGCUCCUCGGCGUGCUGGGCGGCUGGUCGCUCGCUGGCUGGGCCUCGCGCUGCGCGGCGCUCUCAGCUCGGGGUAAGCCGUUCGCGCUGGAGGCGGACGUGCGCACGUACAACGUGGGCGGGCCUGCCAUGUACCACGAGCGAUUGACGCUGCUGCCUGGGUACGUUUUCACGCCCGACGGUGAUGACUAUGCCGAGGUGUGGGCGGCGCUUCACCGCGCGACGGCCCAGGGGUUCGGAGCUACGCCUGCGUCGCCUUUCUGCAUCGACCUGAGUGCCACCAACGUGCUGGGGCUGGCUGCGGGGGCGCUGGCGCUCCCCGACCCUGCAGCCGCCGCGCCUGGCGCGGGCGCUGGGGCCCUCGCGCCUGCGGGCGACCCAGGGUUGCCUGGCGGCGCCGCCCCCGCGGCGGGCGCCCCGCUGGCUGCUGGUGCCGCCGCGGCGCUGCCCGCCAUCGGCGGCCCCGCAGCUGCUGGACACCCCGCUGGAGCUGGAGGUGUCGGCGCCCUGGUGGCCGCCCUUGGUGGCGUAGGGGCUGGAGCCCCAGCCGCCGCGGCUCCAGUCCCUGGCGCCGCGCCCGCCGCCGCUGCGCCGCCCCUCGGCACAGACCCGCGGGUGAUGGCGCUGGUGCUCGACGGGCGCGGCUUUCGGGGCAUCACCUUCAGCGACGCGGUGAAACUGCAGACGGAGACGGUGAGGGCCGACUGGCCAGUCAAGGGCCUUCGGACACUGCCCUGGGUCCUCGGGUUCAUGCUACGUGUGGCUGGAGGCGCUAUGGCUUGGCACAACAGGUGGAUUGCGAUGGCGCAGCUCGGGGAGCCCGACGAGUACGUGAAGCUCCACGAGACCUUGCGCCGCGUGAUAGAGACCGCCCUCUGCCGCGACCAGCGGGUGAUAUGCGAGCUGGCCUCUUAUGAGCACCUCGCCCGUCAGCUUCAGUUGAUAGAGGAGCGCGUGUUCGAGGAGCGCGUGCGCAGGAGCCAGCCCGCGCCGAUGGCCACGGCCCAGGCCAAGGAGCUCGCGGCAGCGGGCUACGGUUCAGAGGUCGGCCACUUCCUCGGCACGGGCGAGACGAAAGGGAACUUGUGCAUCUGUCUUGCGUUGAUGGAUUGGAUCGCCGAUCAGAUGAAGAUGGAGGCAGCUGUCGCGAAAGAACGCCGCAAGGCUCGUGAGGAGCGAGCCUUGCGGGCGCCAUGGCGCCCCCUCAGGACCCUGGCCAGGAUGGGCCUCACGAGCCUGUUCCCGCCGCUCGUGAGCCUGGCCAGCAUUGCCCAGAGGCCCUCGAGCCUCCGCCUGGUCUGGACGCGCCCACCCGUGGUGCCGAUCGCCAGCGCGAUGUUUUCCCGCUGCCUCAUCUUCCUGUGGAUGGGCGCCGCCGUCUUCCGCUGGGUCGCGCUGCUCGUCUGCGCGCUGCCAAAGGUUGGUGGCGACCCGCCCGCCGUGCAGGCUGCCUCGGUGGACUACCUCUCGAGUCUGCAUCGGGAGUUCGAGCUGCCUGCCGCCUACUCGGAGAGGAGCAGCGCCUGCGAAGCAUCCCUGGUAGAGAUGCUCGCUCAGGCUCCUGGCUACGCUGGUGACAGCGGUCGGGUCCGCCCCUACAGCCAGCCCCUCGCGGCCUGGCCCAAGUCGACGAAGGCUGUGUCCACCCCCGACGUCGUCUUGGAUGCCGACUCCAUCGUGCUGCAGGGUUGGAGGCAGACUAUGCUGAAUCCAGAGUCGGUUGCUGCGGAGCUCCGCGACGAGCUGGGCGCUCAGCGCCCGUGCGCCGAUCCCGAGCUUCGCUAUCAGCCCAAGUCUUACGCCCAGUUUUGGAAGCAGCUGGAGGCUCACGACAUGACAUCAUGGAGGGCCGCCAUUCCUUAG
Prorocentrum cordatum is the source of this 5682-nucleotide messenger RNA. Lineage: Eukaryota; Dinophyceae; Prorocentrales; Prorocentraceae. The record is from the annotation of a GenBank genome assembly.